Molecule: messenger RNA, 2832 nt
Organism: Trichoderma breve
Lineage: Eukaryota; Fungi; Ascomycota; Sordariomycetes; Hypocreales; Hypocreaceae
Exons: 2
Coding region: 1-2832 (943 amino acids)
Biological process (GO): regulation of DNA-templated transcription
Cellular component (GO): nucleus
Molecular function (GO): DNA-binding transcription factor activity, RNA polymerase II-specific; transcription cis-regulatory region binding; zinc ion binding
Source: RefSeq, a predicted model, not a curated record
AUGGACCUCGAUCCUCGGUUGCGGCCUGGUGGUGAUGGCGAGGCGACCGGGGUGAGCAACUCGACUCCGAGUCCGGCUGGGCAGCUGUCGAGCGCUUCGUUGGCUGGGCGCGGUCGAGACAAUGCCGACACGCCGUCGACGGUGGGCAGCACGCCGCAGUAUCACCAGGCAGAUUAUGCGGGAGCCGGAUCUGGAGCUGGAGCUGGAGGAGCUGGUGUUGAUGCUGGAGGAGUUGCGGGAGGAGAAGCUGACGCAGCAGCUGCUGAUGCAAAGAAAUCGAGAGCUUGCGAGGCCUGUCGCGGGCUCAAAGUGCGCUGCGAACCGGAUCCCGUCGAUGGCGAGCCGUGCAAGCGAUGCCGCAAGGCUGGCCGCAGCUGCAUCGUCACCGUGCCCACCAGAAAACGCCAGAAGAAGACGGACAGCCGCGUGUCGGAGCUGGAGAAGAAGAUUGAUGCCCUGACGGCGAGCCUCCACGCAAGAGCCGGCGUGCCUGUGCCUGGCCUCAACCCGCUGGUCGGACAGCCUCAAUCGCAGCCUCAUCCUCAAUCACAGCAUCGACAACACCAGUCGGACUCUUCCACGGGCGGAUAUCAAGCGGGCGGAGGAGGGGGAGGAGGAUGGGUCAAUCCGGCGGUAGCAGGGACGGUCAGGCCGUGGGGAGGCAUGGAGGCAUCACCAUUGAUGCAGUCGGCAUCGACACCGCCCACGCGAACACCACAAGACGACGUCUCGACAUUCCAGCCGCCCAUCGUCAUGGCCGGCCAGAAGCGAAAGGCAACAGCCGACCGCGAUACCCUCGGAUCCGACGACCACAGCCACAAGGCUCUGACGCCGUCGACGAGCUGGUCCGGCUUCUCCAGGCCCACCGAGGGCGACAUUGUCGACCGCGGCCUCAUCACGAUGGAACAUGCCACGGGGCUGUUCAACAAGUACAAGGAGCACAUGGUGCGACAUCUGCCGGCCGUCGUGUUCCCGCACAGCGCCACCGUCAUGGAGCUGCGCAAGACCAAGCCCACGCUGUUCCUGGCCAUCAUGGCAGCCGCCACGGGCGAGAACCACUCGCUGCAGCGUGUCCUGCAAAAGGAGCUGAUGCAGCUGUUUGCAGAAAAGGUGAUUGUCACGGGCGAGAAGAACCUCGAGCUGGUCCAGGCCAUCCACGUCGCCGUCAUCUGGUACUGGCCGCCCGAGCAUUUUGAGGAGCUCAAGUUCUACCAGCUCAUCCACAUCGCCGCCGUCAUGGCCAUCGACAUUGGCCUCGGCAGGAAAGGCGGCUCGAGACGCGGUCCUCCUCCCUUUCGCCGCAACCCGCCGCCCGAUUCCUCCAGCAUCGAAUGUCGCCGGACGUGGCUGACGUGCUUCUUCCUCGCCCUCAACACGUCCAUGUCGCUGCACCGCCCCAACCUCAUCCGCUGGACGCCGUUCAUGACCGAGUGCCUGGAGAUUCUCGAGACGUCGCCCGACGCCGCGCCCACGGACAAGUACUUUUGCCACCUGGUGUGGACGCACCGCCUGGCUGAGGAGGUGGGCUCGCAGUUUUCGCUGGACGACCCGUCGACGCUGGUGAAUAUCACGGAUGCCAGGACGCAGUAUGCGUUGAGGGCCUUGGAGAGGGACCUCGACAAGUACAUUGCGUCGAUUCCCAAGAAUUUGAUGCAGCAUACUCUUCGUUUGAACUUUAAUGUAGUCAAUCUCUAUAUGCAUGAAAUGGCCCUCCACUCAGACACAAUGUCCGACCAGUGGCGACCCCCCUUCAACACCGACGCCCUCAAAGACGGCAUCGUCAACUCCGAGCCCCUAUCCGCAGCCCACAUCAACGCCCUCUCAGCAUGUCUCACCGCCAUCGACGGCAUCUUCAACACCUUUUUGUCCAUGGACGUCCUCAGCAUCCGCUGCCUGCCCGUCUUCAACUUCAUGCGAGUCGCGUACGGAGUCGUCAUCCUCAUCAAGAUGUACUUUUCCGCGUCCAGCCCGGGCUCGGAAAUGGGCAAAGUUAUUCACAAGGACAACAUGCGCGUCGAGUACUACCUCGAGGCCCUGCUCGACAAGUUCCGCGCCACGGCCGCAGAUAACAAGUGUCGUCCUGCCGCCAAGUUUCUAGUCGUACUGGCUAUGCUCCGUAGCUGGUUCUUCAAGCAAGGCAAAGAAGGAGGUGGUGGCGGUGGAACAGGAUCUUCCGAAGAUGGUGACGGCCCCUGUUCGUCAUCGUCGCAACAGAAGCAACAGCAACAGCAACAGCAACAGUACACAGCUCAGGGGACACAGCAGCAGCAGCAGUUACAACAACAAUUACAACAACAACAGCAGCAGCAGCAGCAGCAGCAACUACAGCCUCCCCAGCAGCAAUCUCGACAGCAAAACGUAAACACCCCGCUCCAACUCCUCUCCGAAGUCGCAACCACCGGCCGAGACGGCAGCGGUGGUGCUGCAGCCCACAUCUUCGCCGGCCUCAACGGCGCCAACAGACACCAUCCCCAGCCCUUCUUCCACGACGCCGUCUCCUCCACCGGCACCCCGCCCGCGUCCGUGUCCAACGCCUCCUCCUCCAUGCCGCAGCAGCAGCAACAGCAGAUCCCGGGCCCUUCCCCCUCGUCUACGGAUCUCGAUUCUGCCAUGGCGCCGGCAUUCCCGCCCUGGAUGUCUGCCGCUCAGCCUAUGGUUCCUACAGACCUGGACGUGGGUUCUAUGCCGACGAAUUUCGAUAUUGAGGGGUUGAAUCUUGCGGCUUCAGAUUUGUCGGACAUGUACGAGAGCGGAGCAAAGAUUGUCAUGAAUGAGCCUUGGUUUACGGAUGCUUUCCAGGGACUGCCAGACCCGAACCUAUUCCCCUUUUGA